AUGAGGAAUCACAAGAAGAGAUUUCUCUACCCUUUCAACAGGGACCACUUGGACCGUCUGGACCGCCACCUCGAGAUGGCGAAUGUGGCCCUGCAUGCCGCUCUCCAGAUGGCUGAACUGGAAAUCUCUAUGGUUACGCAGACAUUAAUCCAAGAAAUCCAGCUGAAUGCUUCAACAUCUGACUCAACAGUGCUUCGGAUUGAGGAAAAGCUCGACAAGCACUUUUCAGUGGCUCAAGAGAACAACAUGAUUAUGCAGUCGGACUGUUGCAAAAGCUGGUUUCAAAACCGCACACGUUAA
Molecule: messenger RNA, 300 nt
Organism: Colletotrichum karsti
Lineage: Eukaryota; Fungi; Ascomycota; Sordariomycetes; Glomerellales; Glomerellaceae
Exons: 3
Coding region: 1-300 (99 amino acids)
Source: RefSeq, a predicted model, not a curated record